Molecule: messenger RNA, 366 nt
Organism: Engraulis encrasicolus (European anchovy)
Lineage: Eukaryota; Metazoa; Chordata; Actinopteri; Clupeiformes; Engraulidae
Product: B-type lectin plumieribetin-like
Exons: 2
Coding region: 1-366 (121 amino acids)
Source: RefSeq, a predicted model, not a curated record
AUGUCCAAGACUGAACUUAGGAACUACGAGACACUUCAUAAGGGUGAAAAACUGUCUUCUCCUGAUAACCGUUUCCAUGCCAUCUUACAGGACGAUGGCAAUUUUGUCAUCUACGGGCCGAUCUGGUCUUCCAAUACCCAUGGCAAUGGACAACGUGUUGUCAUGCAGAAUGGCAAUCUGCUCAUCUACACAACGUCUGGAGACGUUUUGAGAGCUCGUGACAAUGGCGGUGGCUCUGCUGACUGCUGCGCUCGUGUCACUGAUGACGGCCACCUAGUGAUUGUGGACCAAGGACGGGAGUUGUGGAGGAGCGAUCCUAAGUCCACACUUAUUUAUGAAACAAAGUGGCCGGGGGGCAUGCGUUAA